Iphiclides podalirius (scarce swallowtail) is the source of this 318-nucleotide messenger RNA. Lineage: Eukaryota; Metazoa; Arthropoda; Insecta; Lepidoptera; Papilionidae. The record is from the annotation of a GenBank genome assembly.
AUGAAUGGAUCCACUUCCACUUGCGGCGAAUCUUAUCUUUGUAGUACGCCGGUUCGGCUGGCGGCCGCGCUCGCUGGCUGCCCGGAGACUAGGAGCUCAGUAGUCUGUGAGCUCAGUCUCGUCUCGCCGCGCGCACCUGCCCUCAGUGUUGUGGCUUGGUGGUGGUUCUGUUUUCGUUUGAUCCUCUCCCCGCGUUCGUUGGAAACUCCCGUUCGCCGCCUGGAACCAGUCGUCGCCUGCGACUCUGCAGAGCGCUUGCUCCAUGAGCAUUCCUGGCAUGAGAGCAGAGUGCGUGCGCGGUUUGGCGCGAUGGUUGCG